AUGGCCAGAGGCAGCACCCUCCUGUUAGCUUGGCUCCUGUUGGCGACCCUGUCAGCAACUCUGGGGCUUGGGAUGCCGGCAAAGGAGAAGAGAGGCUGGACACUGAACAGCGCUGGCUACCUUCUGGGCCCACAUGCCAUUGACAACCACAGAUCAUUUAGCGACAAGCAUGGCCUCACAGGCAAGCGGGAGCUACAACUAGAAAUGGAGGAAGGGAGACCAGGCAGCAUUGACGGGCCCCUGCCUGAGAGCAAUAUCGUGCGCACCAUAAUGGAGUUUCUGACUUUCCUGCACCUUAAAGAGGCUGGGGCCCUUGACAGCCUGCCUGGCCUCCCUUUGGCCACCUCCUCAGAAGAUCUAGAGCAGUCCUGA
This is a messenger RNA of Arvicola amphibius (Eurasian water vole), 372 nucleotides long. RefSeq names its product galanin and GMAP prepropeptide (gene Gal). The record is from RefSeq and is a predicted model, not a curated record. NCBI's taxonomy places the organism in Eukaryota, Metazoa, Chordata, Mammalia, Rodentia, Cricetidae. Gene Ontology annotation, molecular function: hormone activity. Bases 1 to 372 code for a protein of 123 amino acids. Gene Ontology annotation, cellular component: extracellular region. The transcript is spliced from 5 exons.